Messenger RNA from Pelodiscus sinensis (Chinese soft-shelled turtle), 4012 nucleotides. RefSeq names its product SS18L1 subunit of BAF chromatin remodeling complex (gene SS18L1). Gene Ontology annotation, molecular function: transcription coactivator activity. Lineage: Eukaryota; Metazoa; Chordata; Testudines; Trionychidae. Gene Ontology annotation, cellular component: nucleus. The record is from RefSeq and is a predicted model, not a curated record. Gene Ontology annotation, biological process: positive regulation of dendrite morphogenesis; positive regulation of transcription by RNA polymerase II.
UUGGGCCAGAGAAUCGCAGGCCACCCGGAACGCCAGGCAGCUUAUCUACGCCUUUGGCGUACCAAGCUGUUGCCUGCCUUCCGUACGCAUUUAGCGUAGGCACGGUAGCGUAUCACGGUGUCUGUUUCCACACGCGCUUGGCGUAGCUCUCUUCUUUGCCUACGCCUUUGACGCACUGGGCCGCUCUUGGCAAAGGCAGAAAGAUGCUGUUCGCCUGCGACAGGAAACCCAGCAGCAGGGAUGCACCAUGUGCAGAUCAAAGGGGAGGUGGGGAAGGAGGGGAGGACCACUCCGUUGGCUUUAUCCCUCCUCCCCAAAUCUCAGCAGCUGGCUCCCCACCUUGCAUUGGGAUCAGAGGCAUCAGGGCGAGGGUGGUGCAUGCAGGCUCUUGGUGCAGUGCCCCUGGCUCGUUGCAGGGCACAGAUUGUACCAUCUGCGCCGGCUCCCCUCCCCAUGCACUGCGGAGAAUCUUUGCACAGCAAUAGCAGCCAGAUAAUAACAAUAUUAUUAGAGCCUAGGAGCAUUAUAUUAUAGACACAUUUAAAAAAACCCACCAUGUCGGUUGCCUUUGCUUCUGCUCGCCCGAGAGGCAAAGGGGAGGUCACCCAGCAAACUAUCCAGAAGAUGCUAGAUGAAAAUCACCACUUAAUACAGUGUAUUAUGGACUAUCAGAGCAAAGGCAAAACAGCAGAAUGUACUCAAUACCAACAAAUCUUGCACAGAAACCUGGUUUACUUGGCAACAAUAGCAGACUCUAACCAGAAUAUGCAGUCCCUGCUUCCUGCACCACCAACGCAAAACAUGAAUUUGGGCCCAGGAGGAAUGACUCAGAGUGCAUCCAACCAAUCUCUCCAUUCACAGAGCAAUCUUAGUGAUGCAAUUGGGACAGGCCUUCCUCCUUCCUCCCUCAUGCAGAGUCAGAUUAGCAAUGGUCCUAAUCAUGUGUCUAUGCAGCAGUCAGGCCAAAAUACAAUGCCCACAACCUCUCUGAGCAUGACUGUGAGCAGCCAUGGAACUGGGCCUGGUUAUAGCCAUACAGUGCCUGCAUCUCAGAAUGUGCCAAUGCAAGGUCAGGGGUCAAUAGGCAAUUACGUCUCUCGAACAAAUAUCAACAUGCAGUCUAACCCAGUCUCCAUGAUGCACCAGCAAGCAGCAACAUCACACUACAAUUCGGCACAAGGAGGGAGCCAGCAUUACCAAGGGCAGUCCUCCAUUGCCAUGAUGAGUCAGAGCAAUCAAGGCAACAGCAUGAUGGGUCAGCGACCCAUGGGCCCUUAUAGGCCUUCUCAGCAAGGUUCCUCUCAACAGUACAUGGGACAGGAAGAAUAUUACAGUGAACAGUACAGCCAUGGACAAAGCUCAUCAGAGCCAAUGAACCAGCAGUAUUACCCAGAUGGUCAUGGUGAUUAUGCAUAUCAACAGUCAUCCUAUACUGAGCAGAGCUAUGACAGGUCAUUUGAGGACUCCACACAGCAUUACUAUGAAGGAGGAAAUUCCCAGUAUAGCCAGCAGCAGGCAGGAUACCAACAGGGAGCAGCGCAACAGCAAACAUAUUCACAGCAACAGUAUCCAAAUCAGCAAAGUUAUCCAGGACAACAACCUGGUUACGGUCCUGCACAAGGAGCCUCUUCACAGUAUUCCAGCUAUCAACAGGGACAGGGGCAGCAGUAUGGAAGUUACAGAGCGUCUCAGACAGGACCAUCUGCCCAACAACAGAGGCCUUAUGGCUAUGAGCAGGGUCAAUAUGGAAACUAUCAGCAAUAAAAGGAGAAGCUUCUGUAUCUGAUUCAUUUCAAAGUAUAUCCAUCUUUUUAACUGGAUAUACUGGCAGUUUUGAUUAAUUGUAAUAUGUUGGUUACCCCUUAGCACAAAGCAGCGUCUGUAUGUGAACAGUGUUCAUUUCAUGCUGGAUAUGAAGCAGUGCACUACUGGUAACAAGACAAUGCUUUAAUGGUUUGAUAUAUUUGGUGCUGUGUAUAGUAUGUAUCUUGAUAAAAUGCAGAGAUUUUGUUUUCCAUUCUUGAUGUUUCUAAAUAGCUUAGGGGUCAUUUGAUCAGAGUUUUUAUGUGCCCAGAUCUAGGAAACAGCUUGGAUAUUCUGCAAUCCAGCUAAAUACAAAGACCACUCAGUCACAUCUUCCCAUACAGUUAGUCUAAUGUAGGUUAUGAAACUAUGUUUAACUAGAUCUAUUACAAUUUAUCUGUUGCAUAUGCCAGCCUCUGAAAUCUGGGGCUCUCAAUUGUACUACAUUAAGGUAUGGAGACAGGUGCAUUGUUUACAUUGAUCCAAUUUCCACACUAUAAGACAAAAAUAAAAGCAACUGAAGUGAUAGUUCAUUUGCUGAAGACAUUAUGCUCAGCAAAUUUAUAUAGCUGAUUACCCAUGUCUUCUGAUUUAAUAUCUGCACAGCUUCACAUUUUUGUAGUAAAAGGUACAAGUGAUCAAAACCUAUAUUCAAGGAAAUAUGAAUAUCCAGAAGCACCUUUUAUAGAUCCAUGAAAGUAUGCUAGAAAUCAUGGGUUUAAAAAAUAAAAGAGAACUCUGGGAAUGAAUCUGUAAGUCUACUAAAAUCAAUAGUGCUUUGUAUCAUGUUUAGCUGACAAACGUGACCACAUUCCAGUCUAAAAUAUGCUACUCCAAAUUUUAUCACAACAUAUAAAUAUUCAUGCCAAAUUUCCCCAGUUGAGGCAAUUUUUAAUUUUUGGUGUUCUCUACUAGUUCAGAUUUUCCAGAAAGCAUUAUAGCUAUAACAUCAGGUUAUAAAAUUGACUUUAUCUGCGGUUAUUCAUCACUUUUACUUUUCUCUAGCAUUUUGAUAGAAAUAACACAGAAUUAGUGUAAAAAUCCCAUCUUUGAUUCAAAGGAAAAAUCAGUAAAUCAGCUUCAUUAUGCAUAUAGAAAGGUGACUGUUAAUGGGAUUUGACUAUUAAAACAAAACUUAUAGAGAAUGAGAAAUACUGUGAAAGUGGUACUUAAAAGCCAAUAUGAACAAUGCAAGUAUAUGUUCAGUUUUAAAUUUAUAAGAAAUCAAAAUUUCUGUGACUAAUGGGUUAAAAUCACUUAAAUAUAUUUAAUAUACAUUAUUUAAAAAUUAUUACCUUAAAGUUAACUGGAUCUUUCAAAAUAUAGAGUUAAAUAUACUCUCUAUAUUUUUUCCCUUUUCUUUGUCUAAAAUGAGGUGUUUUAAUGGAUAUUUUGAGUUGUGAAAUUUUUAUAUUCUGAAAACUAACACCACUCAGAGAAUGUAGAUGUCACACUUCAGGUUUGGAUUUAUUUUUCCUGAAGAAAAUCUUAAUACUUGCUAGCUAAACAGUAUAUUAUUAAAUGUUGUUCAAGCUCUUCCCUUUACAGCAUUAACACUUCUAAUUGUUGACCAGUGAAAUGGAGCUAGCAUUUUUUUAUUCAUUCUUCAUUUCGCUUUUUCUUCAUGCUGGUGUUUUCAUACACCUGAGUACUCUUAAAUAUCAAAUAAGGCACAGAAAAGAAGUUUGAAAUGUUUUUUUUUUUUAAAUCUAUGUUAAUGUUACAGGUAGACAGAAGAAUGCAAUAUUGUUCCUUGCCAGAUUGGAAAUAUGCCUUUUAUGUGGUUUUUGAAAGUGCUAAAACAAUACUUUUGAGAUAUGAACAACAUUAAAAAAUUAAACAGCAACAUUACAUCUAUCUGAAAUGUCUUACAUUAAGAAUUUCUUGAAUGUUGUGUAUAUACUGUAUUUGAAAGAGCACUUUGGAAAUAGUUUGUACAUUUAUUUCCUAAUUUAUACAUGAUUUUGGUGUUAAUAUUUCUAAUUGUUAAUAAUGAAAUGUUUAUUUAAUGUGUUGUCCAUUUUUAUGUAUUAAUGUGGAAGCAGAAAGUGAUGCCAGCAUUUUGACUUUUUUCAUUAAUUGUACCAUUUUCUGUUUUGUAAUACACGUUUUAAACUGGCUUAGGUUAAAAUGAACUAAUUGUGAAGCCUAUUGAUGGUACUUUUCCUAUGACGCAAAGACUUUUUAAAAAGGACCAGUAUAAUAACAA